UCCCUGGGACAGCAGGCUGUCUGUUGACUCUGGUGGUGUUUAUUCGCGCUUGUUCCUAUUCUCUCUCUCUCUCUUGCACCGGGCCAUUUGUGUUUGGAGGAGAUCCGUGAAUUUUGUUGCAAUGUGACGCCAAGAUGAAUGAAGAUUAGCGUGAUGUCGGACCAGUGCACGCGCCUCGCACCGGGUGCGCGCCCGGAUCUCGACAGGAAGCCUCGUGAAACGUCUUGAAACUGGUUGAAAAUCAGCGUUGAAAAUGCCGGCAACGCGACCGUACAGGUGCCCAUUGUUGUCGCUAGAUCACAGACUUUUUCACGAGACUGCGAGUCCGGACUCAGAAACAAACACACGAAUCGUGUACCGUACGUUUUGAGUGACCCCGCAACCCUGAGACUCGCGUAUCGCGUUCCGACCGCGUUAUAGGUUAGGUUGCCGGUACAUAACCUUCAAGGGAUCGGAGCGAGUGUUCACCGAGCGUCGCAAGACCGACGAAUACGCGGAUUCCAGGCGGUUUUAACGGAACACCGUGAACCUGAAGAUAUCCUGCUAAGUGCUGAUUCCUGCCACAGUGGGUGAUCGGUGCUAUGGAAUGAGUUGGGUGACCACAGGACAAUGAAGGCCAAUGGGACAAAUAAUGGCUGUAGCCGCCUAAACACGCCAUUGGCAGCCACCACCACGCUGGAGGAUCCGGGAACACCAGCCUCUUGGAAGGGCCCGCCACCCGGCUCGGAGGCGUCGCCCUUUACACCGAACUCCGUUGGCCAGGGUGGAGGUCCAGGGUCCGGUCCCUAUAAUAGCACAGGCGGUCCACCGAGCAAUGCAGCCUUCCAAGGUCCGAGUCCGUUUCCUGGUGGCGCUGGUAGUCCAGCAGGCGCGCCACCAUAUCAGGGACCACCACCAGGUUCCGCGACACCUCAAUACACCGCCUCGCCGGCACCAAGCGGUUCCUCGACACCCGGUCCAGGACCACCUCCGAAUUCCGCGGGUUUCCCACCGCCGCCGAACAAUUCCGGGCCGCCUUACAAUGGGCCCGGCCCAAGCCCGUUUGGCUCGCCAUCUGGCGGGCCGCCGCAAUUCGUCGGUAGGCCCGGUUCUUCGGGACCUCCGUUUGUACCCCCGGGAGCCGGGAAUCCUCAUUUUCCGUCUCACGGUCAACCAUUCGGCGGACCCCAAUACGGAAUGCCACCCGGUAGCCCGUUUGGACCUGGUCACCCGAUGACAGGACCAAUUGGACCCGGUCAUCCAGCGAUGAUGGGACCCGGAGGACCUGUGGAUAGGAUGGACCAGGGAUCGUUGCCUGUCCCCAGGAGGCACACUCCGUACUUUGGCCAGCCGGACUACAGGCUCUACGAGCUCAACAAAAGGUUACAGCAACGCACCGAGGAAAGCGACAACCUCUGGUGGGACGCAUUCGCGACCGAAUUUUUCGAGGACGACGCGACCCUAACCCUCACGUUCUGCCUGGAGGACGGUCCCAAGAGAUACACGAUAGGCAGGACGUUAAUACCUAGGUACUUCCGCUCGAUAUUCGAGGGCGGAGUGACGGAACUUUACUACAAUUUGAAGCACCCGAAGGAGUCAUUUCACAAUACCAGCAUAACCCUCGACUGUGAUCACUGCGUUAUGGUCACGCAUCACGGAAAGCCGAUGUUCACGAAGGUAUGCACGGAGGGUAGAUUAAUAUUGGAAUUCACCUUCGACGACCUUAUGAGGAUAAAGUCGUGGCACAUGUCGGUGAGAACGCACAAGGAGCUGGUACCUAGGACCGUGGUCGGAAUGCAACAAGACCCGACGAUGCUCGAGCAGCUCAGCAAGAACAUCACCAGGCAGGGUAUCACUAAUUCCACCCUGAACUACCUUAGGUUAUGCGUGAUCUUGGAGCCGAUGCAGGAGCUAAUGUCGAGGCACAAGGCGUACGCGUUGUCACCGCGGGAUUGCCUGAAGACGACCUUGUUCCAGAAAUGGCAGAGGAUGGUUGCCCCGCCGGGUAAGAGAGAGUCCCAGAGGCCGGCCAGCAAACGAAGAAAGCGAAAGGGCAGCACGUCCGGGCCGGGAAACAACGCGCCGCCCGCGCCCAGCAAAAAGCGUUCGCCAGGCCCGAAUUUUGCUCUGGCGUCACAGGACGUAAUGGUUGUGGGUGAACCGUCGCUGAUGGGCGGCGACUUCGGCGACGAGGACGAGCGGUUAAUCACGAGGUUGGAGAACACGCAGUACGACGCGACGAAUAGCCUGGACCCGCAUAGUCACGACGCGACGGGCGGACCACCACCACAUCCUCACCAGUUCCAUUCGGAACCAACACCGGGAAACUCUUGGCCACCAGAUCGCGGCCCUGGCCCGCCGCAGGGAGGACCCGGUAGUCAGGGUGUACAAGGUGGCCAGGGUGGCGGGUCGGGUGGUGUACAGGGAUCGCAGGACGCCAGUCAACAGCAACAAGACAAGAAGAGCCCCGCGGUGAGCCAGUGAGGCCAGGAGUCCCCGCGCCCCCCCACCAGGGGGCGACGGGGGCGCAGGCCCAAGAACGUGGCUCCCUAGCGGGGCGAGAACCCUAACCUCCCCGGCGCCUAUAUGGCCUCCUCGGCUGUU
Messenger RNA from Dufourea novaeangliae, 2583 nucleotides. Its product is annotated as LIM domain-binding protein 2-like. Gene Ontology annotation, cellular component: nucleus; transcription regulator complex. The transcript has 10 exons. Gene Ontology annotation, biological process: negative regulation of transcription by RNA polymerase II; positive regulation of transcription by RNA polymerase II; nervous system development. The record is from RefSeq and is a predicted model, not a curated record. Gene Ontology annotation, molecular function: LIM domain binding. The coding region runs from base 610 to 2463 and encodes 617 amino acids. NCBI's taxonomy places the organism in Eukaryota, Metazoa, Arthropoda, Insecta, Hymenoptera, Halictidae.